Molecule: messenger RNA, 5451 nt
Organism: Spirometra erinaceieuropaei
Lineage: Eukaryota; Metazoa; Platyhelminthes; Cestoda; Diphyllobothriidea; Diphyllobothriidae
Source: the annotation of a GenBank genome assembly
AUGCCUAUCGACUCAAUACUUAAGGCGACCUGCUGCGCCAUCGGGAUUAUCGGCGAGGUUUACACUGGGUUUAAUGGCGGGAAGUUCGUCUACAUUGGAAACGCUCAGCAUUCGACGAUGUUUUCCAUGUUCCUUUUGGCCGGUGUCUUUGAAAUCUUAAAUUUUUACCGUAUUCUGCGCCUUCCACCGUAAGUUCGACAUGCGUUAUAUGAGGUGCGAGAACAAUACUGGCCAAGUAAUCUAUUUGGAAAUUGUCCGGCAAUUAAUCGAAUUAAUUCUUGCAGUUGUGUGUUUUCCUUUGGACGCCUGUAAUGGUUGUAGAUGCAUAUAUGCAUCUAUAUAUGCGAAAAAUGAAUAUGAAGUCAGUAUGCAUUGCGCAAGUAGGUGACGUCAAGUAAAAGGACAAAAUUUUUUAAGACUUUCAAAGAUUCAUGGAACUCGACGUUUAGUACCUUGUGACACAGUCUCCAAUAUGCUGUAGUGAUUUUAAGCCUGUAUCUCGGCAAUUCUAAAAUUUGUUACGGAGCUACAAAUUAAACCGUUUUUUGCCGCAUGUCUUUUGCACGUUCUUAAUGCCCAUUCUGUCGGAAAAUCCUUUUAAACUGAAUGGCGAGGAAGCGAAUGCCUAUUUAGUCGCAUCCUACCAUCUUCUGCAUGCGGUUAAAAUAUGAAGACUUAUAUUGAAAUGGUCGUUCUUCCCUUCCAGAUCCUCGGACUAUCUUUUUAACUUUCUUGCAAUUACGACCGAGGGUAUACUCUUUGUCUUUCAUCUGCAUGGUCGAACGCCUGCCGACAUUUACGUCCACACAAUUUUGAUUUACGCCGUUCUCAUUCUUAUUGCUGUGGCCACAUAUGAAGCGGUGAAUCUGCGAUCUCACAUUGCUGGCCUUCUUCGCUCUAUCCUUAUCAUUCUUCAGGGGACGUGGUUCUGGCAUGUAAGCCUCUGCUUUUUUGAAUUUUCCACGUGUUGCGAUGACACAUUUGAAUAUGCUUUGCUACUUACUCAUGUCUGGCUUCUUCUCAUUGGUCGGUAACAGUCCUCGGUUGGUAAUUAAAAGUGACUUGUACGACGCACCGAAGUGUACUGGAACCGCUCGUGUUCUGGUUUGCAAUGAGAACUGGUUGUUGAGCGUUUUUAACUUUUAAGGUCCCCUAUCUAAAUGGACUGACUCCCUAAACCCCCGAUAACUGUAACUUUUGACGCAAAACUCUUUUCAGUACUUUGCAGUUGACUUCUUUGAAAGUUGAGAUUAUUUUUACUUGGGAUGUCUGCCCUUCUAGUCGAUAAAUUGGGGUUGAAGUCAGUUAAAAGUGUAAUGGAAGGAAGAUACAAAAAACAGGUUUGCAUAUGCAGGAUUUCGAAGUGCGCGAGGUAAGUCAGUAGAAUACCUAUUAUGCAGGGAAUGCGGGACAUUUAAUGCCAGUAUUGUAAACGAGCAGUCUACUAAUCGCUUUUAUUUUCUCACUUCAAAAGGCCGAUGAGUUUACAAACACAAGGUGAUGUGGCGUACGUAGACACAGGAUUCCUCGUGGUUCAAACUGGAGUGGUUUUUGCAGAACGUUUAGACAGAAACUAAACUAUGUUGUAGUUUAUUUCAGAAAUAUUUAAUGACAAGCACCUAAACAUAUUCGAAAUAUUGCACCCCUCAAAGGUUACUUUGGAACUUACUUUCCGGUUACUUUUGGCACAGACACUUAAAAUACUUUUUAAUAAAGUGUCCUGGGUAACAACUGUUAGUCAGAAUGGUUUUGAAACAGUCAAAAUCCGUGUCCAGGCUUUUAUUAGCCGCAACAGUCCUUGCUACUUUAAACGAGGCUCUGUUUAAUUACUGACCUUUUUAUUUAUUCACCAAGAGGACUAAUCUUUUGAUAAUACACCUUAUGCAUUAAUUAGGUUGUAUAGUCUUGUCCCUUUCCGAUUCGAUGUUUUAUAUUCCAUACAAUUAAGUGGGCAGAAGGGGUCUUGGGGGCUUGAUGUACAACGCUGGCCGGAAGUUCCACAUCCAUUAGGAGACUGGGACAGCAAUUUCUGCCCAAAUAUUCGUCGUUAGUCAGCCCUAAUCAAAUCAGGUGAGCGUGAUUUCAACAAAGUUACUAUUUGUGAUCACCAAUCUCAGGAAAAAAGACCCGUGGCUAAGUGGUAGAGCGUUGACCAUAAAAACACCUGCUGGAGGCUCAGGUGCUGCCAACUUGUGUCCGCCCAUUUAUACUCGGAUAAACACCCCAUCUACAGCAACAGAGGAUUUCAGGUGGCAAGACAAUGAUAAACUAAGAAUCGAUAAAAUACUUAUGACCCUUCCGCCUGACCCCGUACGUAGACCAUCUGCGAUCUGUACGAGCGCAUGUUUGUAUUUUUGGUCCCAUCUAAUAGUCAGUGCUAUAAUUGGCUGAAUGAAGGCAGAAUAGGCCGAAAUAGUAUCUUUCAAACCUGCCUUUAUUUGCUGCUGUUGCACGGUCGUUACCGAUCAUCAAUACAUCAUAGGUCUUACGAAGUGAGGUAUAUAAACAGCUGGCGACCGACACUGAGUGUCACAUGCUUAGUCGGCACAUAUAUAUAUAUGCGUGAACUGCAAGGCAGACAUACCAAGGCAGGCUGGAAUGGCCAUUUCUGGCUUAUUAGCCGUCGUCAGCCAGUCAUACCCAAGCUCGAAGUGUGGAACACCCGAGCCUUGAACUCGCGACCUGUGUGUUAGAAGUCCACGCCUCUAAUCACUGAGCCACGAGUCCGUUGCCCUGUCGGUUUUCGAUCGGGAACAUACAAUGGUAGGGGGCGCUCACCGAUCGUUCUUACGGAACUCACUCGUUCCGUUGUGUCUUAAGGGCUCUCUCUCGAGCCCAACCAGCAGCCGCACAGCGGCGCAUGAUAUAUAGGCAGAAUGACAUUACCGACAAAGACAAGGGAGACUGGAAGGGCCACUUCUGGCUUAUUAGCCGUCGUCAGCCAGCCAUACCCAAGCCCGAAGUGUGGAACACCCGAGCCUCGAACUCGCGACCUGUUGGUAUAGAAGUCCACGCCUCUACCCACCGGGCCACGAGCCCGUUGCCCUGUCGGUUUUCGAUCGGGAAUAUACAGUGGUAGGGGGCGCUCACCGAUCGUUCAUGCGCCGCUGUGCGGCUGCUGGUUGGGCUCGAGAGAGAGCCCUUAAGGCACAACGGAAUGUGUGAGUUCCGUAUGAACGAUCGGUGAGGGCCCCCUAUCAUUGUAUAUUCCCGAUCGAAAACCGACAGGGCAACGGGCUCGUGGCCCGGUGGGUAGAGGCGCAGACUUCUAAACCAACAGGUCGCGAGUUCGAGGCUGGGGUGUUCCACAGUUCGAGCUUGGGUAUGGCUGGCUGACGACGGCCAAUAAGCCAGAAAUGGCCAUUCCAGUCUCCCUUGUCUUUGUCGGUAAUGUCAUUCUGCCUAUACAUAUACAAAAAUAUCUGGGGAACGACGACAUAAUCUUUGGGGUAGAUUAAUGCAGCCCUGUUUCGGGCUUAUUUUGCUUUCCUUCAGCCAGUCAUAACACCGACCAACAGCUGGGACCAGAUACGCAAACCUGCUCACAGACACACCUGAGGCAAUCGGUUCACCAGAUGGGUCCUAAGCACUUCCUCGAACUGAAGUUCAUCUGUGCUUCGCCACCUGCCAUCCUCUGUCUCUGCAGAUCGGGUAGUUACUUACUCAGGAAUGUGCGCACACCGAGGCUUUUCUGCUUCGCAAAACAAAUAGAUCGGUGUGCGCCCAUUCCUGAGUGAAUAUUUAGAUAUGUACGCGAACUUUAAGGCAGGCAUACCAAAAAUAUAAUCAAAAGACAAAGACUACUUUUUGGAAAAAGUUAGAAACCUUGUUUGGCAGCUUUUUGAUGCUGGUUCCCCACGUCCCUGUCAGACGUGGAGAACCAAUCAAUGCAUAGUGACAGGCACGACGGUUGUCUUCCAGCGUGAACAUCGAUCACCUGCCGUUGUAAGUGGGUUUUAAAUGUUAACCGUUUUUAACCCAUUAACUCAACGUCUAACUACGACCUGGAGAACAAUUUUCGAAAAUUUACCCUAUAAAGUUUCCCACUUUUCCCAAAGAACGCAUUUGCCUUCAAAAUAUAUGUACACAUCCAUAAAUGCAUAGAAGCACACCGGUCCGCUAACUUUCCGAAACAAAGAAGCUUCUUCUCUUUUGAAAAAAUGCAUGUAUAUAUACACGCGAGAAAGAAAGAAGAAGAAGGAGACUGAUCGAGCGCCCGAACCAGGUGUUUAUUUGUCUGAAUUUUCGAACUUGUGAGGCAGUCAGCUGCCAGAGAAAGAGCAGCAACAGAAUAUGCCUACGUUUUCGCUCCCAAAAUGCCCCAUCGGGAACACCACCGAUGAUAUCUCAUGUUUUGCCAUGCAUAAAGAACGUUUCAGGGGCGACCAAAUGCAUUGCUGCGGUACCCACUGUCCCAUAGCUAACGUAUGCAGUAACUUCGUGGAAACUGAAACCGAUCAGCUUAGGCGUGGUGUAUCGUAUUUCGUGCCUGACUUGUUCUUGUACUUACACAGGCCAGAAUGAACUCAUGUCCAGACUACGCAUACACGAAAAUAAGCCGGCUGUAUGAGGGGGCGAAGAAUUGUCGCAAGAGACCGUCAGGCCUUCGAAACCAGUCAUAAGUUAAACUGCACGGCCAACAUGGUAAUCGUACUUGUCGAAAACAAGGCAAAACGAAAAUUGGUUGAAGCCUGGACCUUGAAUUAGGAGUAAGUCAAUCGAUGUAUCGAUUCGGCAUCGCCAUACAGAGCCCUGCGCAGUCACCUGCACCCUCUGCGUCACUGAUUGUUAGUCGAAGAACAUCCGCCAUAAUUGUCGCCUAUUCUAUUGCUGCUUGUUGCUCUGACGAUGUACUCGUUUACGACAUCGGAAGCUCACACACAUUAAGUGGAUGGUCCCAUCUUUUAAUCAGUCUUGUUCUUCCUUACUCCUAAAGACAUCUGAAACUCGACUAUUUGUGAUCUACACGCGUCUAUGUACGUAUACUGUAUAUACGAGACUGCGGUGCGGAGGGAGGGAUACAGAGGGAUGGUUCCUGUGAAGAAGGGUCAGACACCUCCUACCCCUCCGUAGUGGUGAUACUUCUCACCGAACUAAUUGCCAUCCCUGACGUUAGCGGAUCGUAAGAUGCUUUCCAUGUUUCAGGUCGGAGCCAUUCUCUAUCCACCUGUUUCCUGGCUCCCAGUGUGGGAUGAGCUCGCCGUGGAGAGUAUUCCGCGUGCGGCCAACCUCUUCUGCCAGCAUGUCCUCCUGGUUUUCGCGUGUGUCCUCCUCACGGCCACAGUGAUGGGCUACGGUCUGCGAAACCCGCCCGCCAAUGUUUCGGGACUAAAUGGGGGAAAAUCCGACGCCCGCACAGGCAGUGAUCAACAACGCCUCCUCGACAGUGAGGAUGUCAGCGACGAGGAGACCGAGUUGCUGGAGAUGCGAGCCUGGAAACCGUUGCAGUGA